This is a messenger RNA of Mesocestoides corti, 2181 nucleotides long. Lineage: Eukaryota; Metazoa; Platyhelminthes; Cestoda; Cyclophyllidea; Mesocestoididae. The record is from the annotation of a GenBank genome assembly.
AUGUUUGUUGUAAACAACAUUUCGAAAAAUGGUGGCGCCGAAAUUCUCCAGACCAUUUCUGAUUUGAAUUGCAUGGCGGAGGAGGCCUCAGCACAGAUGAAAAAGGCUAUUUUUAAUAACUUUAAGCUCUUCAUUGACGCUGGGAAGGCCGUUGCUGUACUAGCCUCUACAAUGCAUCAGCUGGAUCAUCAACUCGUCGAACAGAAACGUCUUUGUGCAGCGUUAACUGAAAAAUCGCUUUUCAGAGAUGGUACAAUGUUUUUCAAGUUCAAUAUUUCCUCUCUCUUAAACUCUGUUGAGGGUGUCUCGAAUUUAGUCAAGGACCCCACCAGACAGCUCCUAUUCGAUGCCGACGCCGUCGAACUAAACCCGACUACUUUCAUGAAACAGGGCUACGUCCACCUUUUUGUUUUGACCGACUACAUCCUCGUAGCCAAAAAGCAAUACGACUCGUACGCUGCGCGCCGUUACAAGAAGCAAGCCCUUUAUGAGAUUGAAAAUGUCGCUGUGACCAGCGUGAAACCCCGCGACGUACAAAAGGCCUCUCUUAACCUCGUCCAACUACUUGUCUUUCCAGACAGCCAUGUCUUCCAGCUGGAGUCGAUCAAAGAGAAGCGAGCUCUUAUUUCCACUAUUGACGAAGCAAAACGCCACCACGUGACCGGAAACUCGAUGGAGGAAGGCGAAGGGACCCUAGAGCUUGGUGUGUCCAUUUCGGAUACACCAACAAAUCCAUCGGCACCGCGUUCCUCUGUUGUGGUCUGUCCAGCGGACGUGGAGACGUCGUGUUUUGAGGCGUUGGUGGGCACUCUACCUGAGAUUUCUGACUUCAUUCGGUUUGAUCGAAAAUCACUCGACGCAACUACUGCACAAAAGACAAAUCCCUUCAAUAAUGAUUCAUUUGGGGGCGCCCAUUCUCAAGGCAGUCUGAACGAAGACGCUUGGCUUUGGGAGGCACCUGAGGACGUGGACGUAGCCGUUGCCAUCCGUGACUUCGCCAAAGCCGUCUCGCUCAUUUCCAAGGCCAGAAGGCGUCUGGCGCAGCUUCUGAGUGCGCCAAAGACCCCCGCCUCCUCGGCCGAUCGUCAGCAGCAGGUGUCCGCAGCCGUCGUUGGCUUGACCAAACUCAAUGAAAGAGUGGAACAAAGGGCCACCAAUUUAUCGAGGGUGCUGGAAGAGGAGCUCACUAGAGCUGCGGACAGACAUAGCGCAAGUCAGUCCGUUCGUGCGGCUGCUAUCCACCUAUCAGAACUCGGCAAAACGGUGCUAGCCCUUCACUUAUUCCUCACAUAUCGAUCCGGGGUCAUUGGUGGGACCUUGGUUCGUGGCGUUCGACAAGAAGGCAACCAGUUAGUCUACCUGAAUCGACUCAGUUUGGCCUUUCAUCGCGGACUGGUGGAGUCUGUCUCCGAGUGGAAUCAACUGAUUGACGACCUGAAGCAGCGGCCGGAGUUCGCUGGCCUCGAAGACGUUGUUACUUCAAAACUGUGCAGUUGGGUGUUGGAAGAAACAGUGGAGUUCUGCAGUCAGUUGAAGGUUCUCCUGAUCGACAGCCGGUCCAUAACAUUCUAUGCAAUGGCGUGUGCCAGCGAACGGAUACAUGCCCAUGCCAAGAGGGUAACUGAAUUAAUCGGAAUUGAUAUCAGAUCAGCGUUCGACAACUGCCUGGUUAAAUCCUGGCAGCGAGCAGUUGAAGAGCAGGGUCGCGUUUACAGAGACGCCGUGGAGCACAGAGCUUCUAAGGAAAAGUGGCAAGCAGUCUCCUCGCAGACUAAUGAGAUGAACGUUAAGACUAUGGUGGAGGUGGGAUUUCCUGAAGCCAAGCAAGGUCUUAAUGGAGGCAAAGGCUUGACCUCUUUCACCACUCAGAGUGCUCGCUUGCUGUCGCAUUUUGCUCAUGCCUGCGCCCGACUCGACUGCCCAGAACUGCGGGAAUGCAUUGUCACCUCACUGGUCAACAUGCUACGCUGUGACCUUGAUGUCUACAAUCGCGUCUUGACUGCCUCUGAAACCAAUGAUCGGGACGAGACAAGCUCAAGCAAGUUAAUACUGGCUAAUCUACAAUUCUUUGUGUACAAAGUAAUUCCAAAAAUCUCUGCAAAGAUGAACUGCGCGGACCAUUUGGCUGUGAUGGCUGUGACGAAGGACUUCAAGAAACUCCUUCGGGAAAGCCAACAUUGA